Molecule: messenger RNA, 2016 nt
Organism: Aspergillus melleus
Lineage: Eukaryota; Fungi; Ascomycota; Eurotiomycetes; Eurotiales; Aspergillaceae
Product: Zn(II)2Cys6 transcription factor domain-containing protein
Exons: 2
Coding region: 1-2016 (671 amino acids)
Biological process (GO): regulation of DNA-templated transcription
Molecular function (GO): DNA-binding transcription factor activity, RNA polymerase II-specific; zinc ion binding
Source: RefSeq, a predicted model, not a curated record
AUGGAUUCCAGAACGACGACAGAGUCGUCGAGUAAACGACCGCGAUCUCCGUCGGGGGACUUCCCUCCCAUCGCAUCCAAAGUCUCCAAGACCCAUUCAAAUCACCUGCAAAUCAACUAUCUUGCGCGACAAUAUCCCGACAACCUCCCCCUGGUUUCCGGCGACGACACGAUGCCGGCCAUCAUCCACUUGAUCGGUGAGUAUGAUGGUGUCCUACAACGACACGAGAGCAUCGCCGGCAACCUAGGCGCAUGUCCCUUGGGUCCCAUCCUGAUCAAGCGUUUCGAGCGCUUGUUUGACGGACCUCCGCGGGUCCUCAAAUCGCACGGCAAAGACUCGCCCAACGUCACCUGGUUGGACGUGGUGGAAUUUGCCAAGAGCAAGCCGGAACAGUUCAACCUAGAAAAGUCUCGCAACGGGGUGCGAGUUUGUCAAUUCUAUACCAAGCAAUGUCGCGUGGAGAUCAGCGAGGAGGACUUCGUCCUUAUCGCCUCCGGGAUGCCCCAGAAGAUGAUCCCUCCGCAGCCCAUCAUUGAGGAUGAGGAGAAGGAACUGGGCGCGUUGGAAAUUCUGGAGAAGAACCUCCAGCAUAUCAUCCAGGUUGCCGACCAGGUGUCGGCUCGUGCCAGACAGUUGAAUCACCGACUGAAGAACCGCCGGACCGCCAUCGUCACUCGUCGGGAAAACGAUUCCACCCUGCAUUCGCAGCAACAGCAGCAGCGCUCGAUCAGUCCCGCCUGGCGCGAUGCCAAUGGCAGUCAACUUCCACUCAAUGGCAACAGUCAGCCCAACUCAAACGCACAUUCGCCCUCGACGGGCUUUGUCGCCGUGAACACCGGCCGGCCCGGGGCAAGCGGCGGAGACGCACUGGCGGAGGAGAAUCAUGCCAAUGCGCUAUCGUCGCAAUUUAUGUUUUCUCACUCCAAUACGGACAAUGUCACUAUCAUCAACGGUACGUCUAUCAAGGGGGCAUCCCCGACAACGCGCGCCGAGCUUAUGAAGAAAUUCUUCACCACUCAAGACCGUCAAGCUCGGAGCGACGAAACGCCCGGGUCCGUCAACCGGCAGUCAUCGCGUCCUCCUCGGCCGCGCGCAUCGGACGCCGCCGACUACGGCGCAAUGUUCACCCCGGCAGCGCCCACCACGGUGGCCAUCCCCAGCACCCCAUCCUCGUUACUGCCGCCUCCCAAGUCCCACCACCACGAGAAGGAUGACGGCGGGCCGUUCAAGAUGGAGAUGGUUGCGCGCAUGGAGGAGCUACAGCGGGGUGAGCGUAUCCUGCCCCCGUGUGAUCGAUGUCGUCGGCUCCACAUGGAUUGCCUGAAGAAUUUGACCGCCUGCAUGGGCUGCACAAAGAAGCACGCCAAGUGUUCAUGGAAGGACGUCAAAGAGGAUGAGCUGCGGGAGGUGCGGGCCGAGCGCAGUUCCCGGGAGCGGGCAGAGGAGCCGCAUCUGAAGGAGACUCCAACCGGUGUACCUCCAGCCUCUCUGCCGGGAACUCUGUCGGCGACGACCACUCCGGGGUCGAGCUCCAUGAUCCUGGACCCGGAGCGACAUCGCGUGGACCGUGAGAUGUAUCGCGAGCACCGAGAGCACAGGGAGAACCGUGAGAACCGCGAGACCCGUGAGGUGGUUCGGGAUGGACACCGAGAAUUCAGCGUCCGUCGCGAAUCCGCGCCGACGACGGGGCCUUCUCCGGGGACGCCGCUAGGGAAGGCUCCCUCCCCACGACGGGCCGUGAGUGAGCUCCAGAGCAGUACGUCGCUGGGUCAUGACCGGCGCAUGGGGAUCCAACGACACCACGAGCCUGUAGCCGAGGAUGAUGACCAAGGCGCCAAUCACCGGCUAAUGCAGGCGAUCAUGGACACGGUUGAUCACCACGCGCGGGUGGCCGCCGCGGUGAAGGAUGGGGGGCCAGACGCUCUUGAUCGGGAACGGGAACGCGAACGCGAGCGUGAACGAGAGAGGGAGCAUGAGCAGGAACUGGAGCGUGAGCGAAAGGUGGUGCGAGCAUAA